UGAGCUCACGGUCACUGGUUAGGCUUCUUCUUCCAUCCAACUUGCAUUCUCUCCAUUCUCCCCGCGCAACGCCCAUACCAUGGAACAGCUCACUACCUCUAUUGCUCCUCCCCGUGCCAAUCCCAAGCCAAAUGUCACGAAUCCCUCGCAGCAGAGCGCGGGCAGUGUUGCGAAACGGCUGACUAGCGAGCUUAUGACUCUCAUGAUGUCCUCUUCACCAGGCAUUUCCGCAUUUCCUAAGAGUGAUGGGAAUCUCUUCGAGUGGGUAGGAACGAUCGAUGGCGCCCCAGAAACUAUCUACGCCGGCCUUUCCUUCCGUAUUUCCAUUUCCUUCCCCCCGAAUUAUCCAUACGUUGCUCCUGCGAUCAAAUUCGACACGCCGUGUUACCACCCCAAUGUUGACAUUAAUUCGGGUGCGAUCUGCUUGGACAUCCUCCAGGACAAGUGGUCUGCGGUCUACAGUGUGCAGACUAUACUUCUAUCACUGCAGUCCCUUCUCGGAGAACCGAACAACGCUUCUCCCUUGAACGUUGACGCGGCUAAUCAGUGGUCUACACCAGACGCGUUCAAAACACAGCUCAUGAAGCAUUACCGGCCGCUGAAAGAUGCUGCUUGAGAGGCGUUGUAGCUGUGAUUAUUUUGUGUGCUUUUAGUAUUUGUGAUACAAAUACAGUGUCUGCUGUCGGUUUGCUGUCGGUCCCACCCUUCGUUCGUUGCGAUGGCCACAAUGCAUUAUUUCGACAGCCGAUCUGUUGCCUGAUAUUUGUCGGAAUCGGACGUUCUUCCCUAACC
Mycena citricolor is the source of this 792-nucleotide messenger RNA. Lineage: Eukaryota; Fungi; Basidiomycota; Agaricomycetes; Agaricales; Mycenaceae. The record is from the annotation of a GenBank genome assembly.